GGAAAAGGAAUAUCUAAAAACUUAGGAUCCACGUACCAUCAUUGUUAAGAGUUUUUCUUGUGUAAAGUUAUUAUCAGAACUCUCUAUGUCAAAAUCUUCAGAUAGGGUCUUGCCUUGGCUAAAUCGUGCUGAGUUUCUUAAGGGGUACCACUGCCUUUACUCAGACGAUGAAGCAUCACAACGUGAUGGCAUCAACAGGGUUGCUCUGUGGCGAUGUCGAGCUCAUCACAAGCUUCCCAUUGCAAUUGACUGUACUUCAGUUCUCAUUGCUUCCACCUUACAAGAUGCUGAGUUUAGAAGAAGAGGUGAAUUACACUCAAGUGAGCAUCAUGUGAAACUGUCAUAUGCCAUUGCCUUGAUUCGAUUGGUCAAUCACAUUACAGAGAAAGGUCAGAAAAAGCAGUAUGCCCAGUCUAUUCACAUCCUGGCAGCUGAAUUCGGUCUUCCUGAGUGGUUAGUUGAUAUGCGCCACGAUACCACACACGGAGAGUUACCUUCCCUUGAUUUGUUGAGAGAAGGUGUUGAGUGGGCACUGGACUGGUUACAUCAGGAGUAUUGGCAAAAGCAGCUGGCUAUGGACGAGAACCCAGGCAGCGAGGACAAAGAGACAAACAGUGACCUAGUCAAGAGUCUCCUUGUUGAUUUCAUGCAAAUCCAGUUUAACUGUCUGAGUAAUAAUGCUUCUGUUCAAGGAGAUAGCAGUAUUAGACAAAUUUUGUCCAAAAUGGAGUAUGUUUUUCCAAAGAUUAAGGAUCUUGUCAUCAGUUGCAUGGUGUCAGAAGGUUAUUUAAUUGUAACACCUGACCAGCUAAAUGCAUUGAGAUUUCCAGAGUCCUCACUGGAGUUGCUAAAUUCUGUAGACGAUCUCCAUCUCCCGAAUGACAUCAUCCUUUUUUGGAAGCCAGUUCUUGAGAUCUUAUAUCAGUUACAAGUCACACCAUUAUUGCUGGAUAUGCUCUGUGAACAGUUGACUGAGGAAGAGAACUUGGCAAAUAGGUUCAGAGCAGGGUGGAUAUAUGAGAUUGUGAACUAUGUGAAGAUGUGUAAAAGAAUAAAAAAAAUGCCAGAAAGAGCCCUGUUUACAAGAGCCGGUUCUGUCUCAUUUGCUCCUCUUGCUGAAAAAUGCCUAGGAAAGCCAAGUGUUUACACACCAACCCUGGUGCAAAAUUUUUUAGAGUGCAGUUCUGGUGAGUUGGGUAAACCAACAUCUGAGAUUUUGUCACUAGUCAAAAUUUAUGCUGGCAAGUCAGAAGGUGAAUUGAAAGAACCUUCUCUAGGACUGACCUGUUUCUCAGUGAAGGACUUACCACCAGUCACACUACAGGACAAACGCUCCAGUCAUCACCUUCUUGAUGGAGUGCCAUGGAAACUGUGUAAUGACAGCCUAAACUGGCAGAGUAGUCCAAUUGGACUGCUACCACAUCAAAAGCUGGAAAAUUUCAGUUUGGAGUUAAAAGAGCAUAUUUUAUCAGAUGUUCAAGACAUUUGCUCCACUGAUGUUCAGACUGAACACAUUAGUAUGUGUUCUUCUCAUGGUGUAUUUGUAGAUGGGAAAGAAUUACCCCAACCGAUAUCAGGGCCUGCUCCAUCUGUUCAACUUCUUUAAGAUUCUCUUUAGGGCUCUCAACAUUUGUGAUGGGAAAUACCAUAAUGAUCAAUCCAUCUGCUUGUCUGUAAACCAGCCAGAAUCUUCAUGUCAAGAAGUAGU
Messenger RNA from Liolophura sinensis, 1708 nucleotides. Its product is annotated as ribosomal biogenesis protein LAS1L-like. Gene Ontology annotation, cellular component: Las1 complex; preribosome, large subunit precursor. Gene Ontology annotation, biological process: maturation of LSU-rRNA; maturation of 5.8S rRNA. Lineage: Eukaryota; Metazoa; Mollusca; Polyplacophora; Chitonida; Chitonidae. Gene Ontology annotation, molecular function: endonuclease activity. The coding region runs from base 86 to 1606 and encodes 506 amino acids. The transcript has 2 exons. The record is from RefSeq and is a predicted model, not a curated record.